AUGUCGAUUUCAAUUUUAAGGCCUGCCUCAUCAUAUAGGAGGGAGAAUAUCUGUACACUUGGCUCCAUAAAUUCCAACAAAUACUUGAAAAGAAUAUUUGUUUCUAGAAAGAGAGAAGCAGAAACAAAAGUUAUCUCCAACAAAAUGGAGAUUUCUGCACCAAUUACUCCUGGCCAGGUACUAAAAUCCGAAAAUUCAGAUGUUGGGAAUUAUUUUAUAGAUGUAGUAAGCAACUUCAUGGCUAUAAUAUUUGGCAGGAUUUCUGACAUCAACGAUGGCAGAGCUGCUUUAUUAGAAGAUCCGAAUCUCCCGUUAUCUACUAUAAAUCUAGACAGUCCAAGUGUGGCAUCUCAGCUUCUCAGAUUUUUUCUGAUGGAUUCGUCAUUCUUUGUUGAAAAUCGAUUAACAUUAAGAGCCAUAUCUGAAUUUGGCUUGUAUCUGGUAUACAUGUAUAUAUGUGAUCGCACAGAUACCUUCGGAUACUCAAUAAAGAGUUACAGUCGGGAUAUUUUCCUGUUUCUUUAUUUCCUUCUCAUCAUGGUUGCCGCGAUCACUUCUUUUAAGAUCCACCAAGAUAAAUCACCAAUCACAGGGAAAUCUAUACUCUAUUUAAACAGGCAUCAAACUGAAGAAUGGAAAGGGUGGAUGCAGGUAAUGUUUGUGAUGUAUCAUUACUUUGGUGCAUUGGAAAUUUAUAAUGGAAUCCGCGUUUUUAUCGCUGGAUAUGUGUGGAUGACUGGGUUUGGUAACUUUUCUUAUUACUAUGUCCGGAAAGACUUCAGCAUAGCUAGAUUCGCCCAGAUGAUGUGGAGGCUUAAUUUCUUAGCGGCGUUUGUCUGCAUUGUCCUUAACAAUGAUUACAUGUUUUACUACAUAUGCCCAAUGCACACCUUUUUUACUCUUAUGGUCUACGGUGCCCUCCGUAUCCUGAACAAAUACAAUGAGAUUGGAUCAGUGAUAGCGCUGAAGAUGGCUUCCUGCUUCUUGAUUAUUAUUCUGGUCUGGGAAGUCCCUGGAGUAUUUGAACUCGUAUGGAGCCCAUUUAUGUUUCUUCUUGGUUGCUCAGUAACCUUCCUGGGACCAGAAGGAACCCGCUCAUUGAAAGAAUGGCAUGUGCGCACGGGGCUUGAUCGUUAUAUAUGGAUUAUUGGAAUGAUUUAUGCUUACUAUCACCCAACAGUAGAGAAGUGGAUGGAAAAGCUGGAGGAGGCAGAAUUCAAACGUAGAAUAUCUAUUAAAUUGGCUGCGGCAUCUGUUUCCCUGACAGUUGGAUAUCUGUGGUUCGAGUAUAUAUACAAGCUGGAUAGUAUUACAUACCAGAAGUACCAUCCUUAUACAUCAUGGAUUCCAAUAACUGUUUAUAUUUGUCUACGAAAUGUUACUCAGUACUUUCGGUGCUACUCCUUGACCCUUUUUGCAUGGCUGGGUAAAAUUACAUUAGAGACCUAUAUCUCGCAGUUUCAUAUUUGGCAGAGGACUGGCAUCCUAGAUGGAGAGCCUAAACUAGUGCUGUCUUUAAUUCCGGACUAUCCGAUGCUCAAUUUCAUGCUUACGACUGCCAUAUUCGUUGCGAUUUCAUAUAGGCUGUUCCAGUUAACAAAUACCUUGAAGACGGCUUUCAUUCCUAGCGGAGACGACAAACGCUUAAUGCACAACAUUGUCGCAGCUGGAGCGAUCUCAAUUUCCUUGUACACUCUAUCAAUCGCUAUUUGCAAGUUAUCCCCCACUGCUUAUGGGAUGAUGAGACAAGAUGAAAAAUAUGAAGAUAGCAGAUUAUAGCUAGUUGAUAGCUCGAGCGGCUAGCUUUACACUUCAUGAUAUCACUUUGGAGGUGGUAAGAAGAUGUCAUAAAUAGAAAAGAGCUGAGAAUAAAAAGUAUUGCAUGUUGUGAGACUAAUAAAAUACAAGCAAGGAAGAAGGAAAAGUGAAGAGAGAAGAAGAGCUCUUAUUAUUAUGAUGUAAAAUUUGCAAAAACACAAACGCGAUAAGCCUUUUCCAAUACCUGUAAAAAGAUGUUAUUAAUAUUCAUUGAUAAUUUCUUAUUUA
Molecule: messenger RNA, 2046 nt
Organism: Papaver somniferum (opium poppy)
Lineage: Eukaryota; Viridiplantae; Streptophyta; Magnoliopsida; Ranunculales; Papaveraceae
Product: protein REDUCED WALL ACETYLATION 2-like
Exons: 16
Coding region: 1-1779 (592 amino acids)
Biological process (GO): xyloglucan metabolic process; plant-type secondary cell wall biogenesis; xylan biosynthetic process
Cellular component (GO): Golgi apparatus
Molecular function (GO): acetyltransferase activity
Source: RefSeq, a predicted model, not a curated record